This is a messenger RNA of Salvelinus fontinalis (brook trout), 2238 nucleotides long. RefSeq lists its product as uncharacterized. Gene Ontology annotation, molecular function: cysteine-type endopeptidase activity. The record is from RefSeq and is a predicted model, not a curated record. The transcript is spliced from 5 exons. Lineage: Eukaryota; Metazoa; Chordata; Actinopteri; Salmoniformes; Salmonidae. The coding region runs from base 1 to 714 and encodes 237 amino acids. Gene Ontology annotation, biological process: regulation of apoptotic process; proteolysis.
AUGCUCUAUCUGACAGUGAAAGGGGAAACAUUAAUUUCUCGCCUAUACCUGUUCCCCUGGAACCCCGGCCAAAUACAGGCUGUGAAACAACAGGAAAAUUCUCAAGGGUCUACAAAUAUUCUCAUCUCAGGACCAGAGCAGUCCUUCAAACUGAAUAGUUACUUCAGACUGAGCAUUCCCUGUUCUACCGCCAUCAAUCCACAGAAGAUUCAUCUCAUACAUAGACACAAAACACCAAGCUUUUUCAGGGCGCUUGUGAAAAUGACAGGGAUUGACAUUGAGAUGGAGUUAUUCAGUGAUGAUGAGAUGACAGUAUGGACAGAAAUAGUAUCACGAGAUCAGGGUGUGACAGAAUACGUCACUGACACCCAUUCAACAAGUGCUGUGUUGGGGGCAGGAGGUCCAGCUGAGAGCAGUCUGACUGGUUCUACAGAGCAGCAGCUGCGUUCUGUACGGACAGAGUUUGUGAAACGAGUGUCAAAACCUGUCCUGGAUGGUCUGCUGGACGGACUCCUGCAACACACAGUCAUCAACCAGGAGGAAAUGGAGUCAGUGAAGGGGAUAGCUGAGAGGGCAGAGAAGGCACGUGACAUCAUCGACAUGGUGUUGAGAAAAGGAACUGAGUCGUGUUCCAGGAUGAUCAACCUUCUUGGGGAGCUUGACCCCUGUCUUUGUUCACAGCUUCAGAUCAACAGUGUUGGUGUACCAACCUAAUGGUAGAAUGGAUAGUAACAGUGUUGGGGUACCAACCUAAUGGUAGAAUGGAUAGUAACAGUGUUGGGGUACCAUCCUACUGGUAGAAUGGAUAGUAACAGUGUUGGGGUACCAACCUAAUGGUAGAAUGGAUAGUAACAGUGUUGGGGUACCAACCUAAUGGUAGAAUGGAUAGUAACAGUGUUGGGCUACCAACCUAAUGGUAGAAUGGAUAGUAACAGUGUUGGGGUACCAACCUAAUGGUAGAAUGGAUAGUAACAGUGUUGGGGUACCAUCCUAAUGGUAGAAUGGAUAGUAACAGUAUUGGGGUACCAUCCUAAUGGUAGAAUGGAUAGUAACAGUGUUGGGGUACCAUCCUAAUGGUAGAAUGGAUAGUAACAGUGUUGGGGUACCAACUUAAUGGUAGAAUGGAUAGUAACACUCCUAUUCAACACCAUGGGGUGUAUUCACUAGGAAACAGGCCUGAUCCUAGAUCAACACCAUGGGGUGUAUUCACUAGGAAACAGACCUGAUCCGAGAUCAACACUCCUAUUCAACACCAUGGGGUGUAUUCACUAGGAAACAGACCUGAUCCGAGAUCAACACUCCUAUUCAACACCAUGGGGUGUAUUCACUAGGAAACAGACCUGAUCCUCGAUCAGGACUCCUAUUCAACACCAUGGGGUGUAUUCACUAGGAAACAGACCUGAUCCUAGAUCAACACUCCUAUUCAACACCAUGGGGUGUAUUCACUAGGAAACAGACCUGAUCUUAGAUCAGGACUCCUAUUCAACACCAUGGGGUGUAUUCACUAGGAAACAGACCUGAUCCUAGAUCAACAUUCCUAUUCAACACCAUGGGGUGUGUUCACUAGGAAACAGACCUGAUCCUAGAUCAACACUCCUAUUCAACACCAUGGGGUGUAUUCACAAGGAAACAGACCUGAUCCUAGAUCAACACCAUGGGGUGUGUUCACUAGGAAACAGACCUGAUCCUAGAUCAACACCAUGGGGUGUAUUCACUAGGAAACAGACCUGAUCCUAGAUCACCACUCCUAUUCAACACCAUGGGGUGUGUUCACUAGGAAACAGACCUGAUCCUAGAUCAACACCAUGGGGUGUAUUCACUAGGAAACAGACCUGAUCCUAGAUCAUCACUCCUAUUCAACACCAUGGGGUGUAUUCACUACAUUUACAUUUAAGUAAUUUAGCAGACGCUCUUAUCCAGAGCGACUUACAAAUUGGUGCAUUCACCUUAUGAUAUCCAGUGGAACAACCACUUUACAAUAGUGCAUCUAACUCUUUUAAGGGGGGGGGGGGGGGGGUUAGAAGGAUUACUUUAUCCUAUCCUAGGUAUUCCUUAAAGAGGUGGGGUUUCAGGUGUCUCCGGAAGGUGGUGAUUGACUCCGCUGACCUGGCGUCGUGAGGGAGUUUGUUCCACCAUUGGGGUGCCAGAGCAGCGAACAGUUUUGACUGGGCUGAGCGGGAACUGUACUUCCUCAGAGGUAGGGAGGCGAGCAGGCCAGAGGUGGAUGAACGCAGUGCC